CCCUCCCAUCCCAGUCCCAGUCCCACUCCUACACCCACACCAACCAGCAACCCUAAAUCCCUAAUCCGGUUCCUACCAUUCCCAAAUCCCAAUCCCAUCUCCCCUCCGCCGCUUUUGCUCCCGCCGUCCGUCCCGGAGCCGCCUCUCUCCGGCCGCCGCCGCCGCCGCCGCUGCCUCUCGUGACGUGAGGGAUGAGUCAAACUCAGUGCUCCAAAGUUGUGCGUGGCAGAGGCAGGAACAAAAGGAAAUGGACAGCCGAUGAAGAUGAGGAGCUUGUCAAAGCAUUGUGCGAGGUUUCUCUUGAUCCUAGAUUUAAGGUCGAAGGAGGGGGAUUCAAGAACUGUUAUUCUCAAGGGAUAGAGAACAUUCUUGCGCAAAGGCUGCCAGGCCGUGGUAUUAGAUCCAGUCCUCAUGUCGAUUCUCGGUUAAAAGUGCUGAAGAGGAAGUAUUAUGCGAUCAAAGAUAUGUUAGCGUUGCCCAGGUUCUCGUGGGACGGCAUGCGGAAGAUGAUUCAGUGUGAAAAAGAGUUAUAUGAUGCUCAUUGCAAAGAUCAUCCUAGAGCCAAGAGUUUGUAUGGUAUCCCAUUUCCAUAUUUUGAUACAUUUGAUGUAAUAUAUGGCAAGGACAGAACAGGCAGAGAGGAGGAGGAAUUGUCCGAUGAAGUGGUUGCUGACAUGGAGAAUGAAAACACAGACGAGGUCGGAGAUGAGGAUGGGGACAAGGAUAGGGAAUCCGCAGGGCCAUCUGGUCGCUCCUUGGAUGUGGCAUCAAGCUGUAAGAGGCAAAAGAAACAUAGUAAUGGCACGAAAAGGAGUAGGACUGAAUCAAACUUUCCUUCUCCAAGGAUGCUUAAGGAUGUGCAUAGCCACUUUCAGAGUUCCAUUCAACAUGUCAGCACCAUGGUGACAGCAAUGGAGUUGUUCAAGGAUGUGCACAAUCACUUCCAAAAUGUUGUUCAGCAUGCCAAUGCGAUGGCCACGGCAAUGGAGAUGUUCAGGGAUGCACAUGAUCACUUCCAGGGUGCUGUGCAGAGUGUCAGCAGCGCAGCAUCAGCCAUCGAACGGUUCAAAGACGCACAUGAUCGUUUUCAGAAUAUCACUCACCAUGGAAGCAUGGUAGCAGCAGUGAUGGAAUGUGGUACCGAUCAUACACAAGAGAAGAAGAUGUGCGAGGAACCCCAACAAAAGGCCAAAGUGACAGCUAUAGCUGAAAUUCAAAAGCUUGGCCUUACUGGAAGCGAGGUGGUCUUCGCAGCAAGUAUUUUCGCAAAGGAACCAAACCAAAUGGAGAUGUUUUUAGCACUCCCAGAAAUCUAUAAGAGGGACUACAUAGUCCAAAUGCUCAACGGUGGGCAAUCUCUCCGGUAUUAGCUGAAGCUAGGGAUUGAAACGGAUCGGAAACGGACGGAAACUAGCUUUAACAUAUUCGUUUUCAUAUUUUUUUCGGAAUCGGAAUCGAAAACUCGGAUACGGAAAUGAAAUCGAAUAUUAUCGAAUACAGAUACGGAGCGAAUACGAGACGGAACGAAUACGGUAGCGAAUAUUUACCGGUAUAUAAAAAACCCCUCAAAUUGAGUUUCUUGAUCAAGGAAGAGAUAUCACUUAUUAUUUUAGUUCAACAUCUCUAACAUUUAUAUCGUCAAUUUUGUAGACUGUCUCACAACCGUAUGUGAAAAUCGAUUUUCAUGGUUGUUCCUCUAAGAGAUCCAUAUGCAAAUAUGAUUAUCAUUUUCUAUUCUCAAGACCUUUUACUAGAUGUAUAACUUACUUGCCAUUGUAUAAAUUGGAGAUGUUAUUUAUUUUACUUCACAUC
This is a messenger RNA of Oryza sativa Japonica Group (Japanese rice), 1812 nucleotides long. RefSeq lists its product as uncharacterized. Lineage: Eukaryota; Viridiplantae; Streptophyta; Magnoliopsida; Poales; Poaceae. The record is from RefSeq and is a predicted model, not a curated record.